AUGGCAGCGCUGUAUGAAGCAUACACGCUGUGCGCGCUUCUUCCACCACAAAACUCCACUGAUUCAGGAAUUCAGGGAAUAGAACCGGAUCGAGACGCCGAUCGUGUGAUCGUUACCGACUCGGGCCGAUCCGUCACCGUUUAUAAGGUAUCUGAUCAGAAGCCACUGGGCAGUUGGUCGGUGAAACAGGGUCAGUGUUUAUCCUGCCCUGCUGUCUAUAACACACAGACAAAGGAGUAUGUGGUAGUAACAGAUGAAAAGGUCAUCAGAGUUUGGAAAGAUGAAGAUGUCAGUUUUGACAAAGCCUUCAAAGCAACAGUAUCAGCUGAGAUUUACAGAGUGCACUCUGUGCAAGAAGGUGAGCCUGUGGUGCUGUUUCGGCGUGGGGCUGUUCGGCUCCUUGAUUCGCUCCUCGCUGCACCUCAGCAGCCCAUAGAGGAUGUGCUGUCGGAAGAUGAAACGAUCAGAUGGAGCGCAGUGGUACAGGCGGAGCAGCAGGUUGUCCUUCUGUUCAGCACAGAACAGAAAGGACAGCACUUCAUUUAUCUACAGAGGUUCGGUCCCAACUCUCUAGCAAAGCACAAGCUGGAGAUAGAACCUGCUCUCUCAGCUCCUCUCAGCUUUGCUGCCACCUACAGAGACGGAAACAUUAACCUUCUCUACCUGUUCCCUGAUGGUGGUAUGUACGAGAGCGUGUUGGUGGCUCGGCAUGUAGAUCCUACAACAGCAGAAGACAUUCAGGCUCUGCCACGCACUCUGGUUUUGCGGCUUCCUGCUGGAGAUGGCGCGCUGAGCUGCGCCUCUGUUGUGCCCCUGGAUCACGCUCACAUAGCUGUGGUGGGUGUAACGCACCCCUCAGCUGGAGCUGGGAAAGAUUACUUGUGUCUGUGGAAUACACACUUUCAGACUCUCCAGGCUGCCAGAGAGCUGUCAGGCAGGAUCUACGGCCAGUUGUGGUGUUACUCCAGCAAGCUCUUUGUGACUCAUGGAAAGACGCUUUCUGUGAUGCCAUUCGAAUGUCAGAAAUCAUCUCUGGCUGCUGCUGUGGGAAAACUAAAACAGACUAGUGCUAAUGAGAACAAGAGCCUGGCUCUAGUGCCAUCAUGGAAUGCUAUGCUCCAUGGUGAUGCCACACAGACACAACCGCAGGGGAAGAGCCGAGGCAUGACCACACGCAAAAGUAAGCUGAGCUCAAAGAAUCAGACCUGCCCAACAGCAGAGCAACUGGCUGAGAACAUCAAGACUGGCUCCGUUGAGGAGGUGCAGAAAGCGGUGGAGGCGUUUCUCAGUGGAGCAGAGCAGGAGGUGCUGCAACUGGCAGCCGGCAGACUGGCAUCUGAACUAGUGACACGAUGCCAGGCAGAGCCAGGAUUCUACCCGCAAGCUGCCCUGAUUCAGCUGGUCGACACACACUACCUGUGCCACAGUUUGUGUCCUCACCUGCUGAUGCUGGCUCUGGAGAAGAACGAUUUCCGUCUCUGUCAGGUCUGCUUGCAGUUGUUCUCCGACAUUCCUGAAGCUGUUACCUGUGCCUGUCUCAAAGUUAUCCUUAGUGCAUCAGAUGCAGAACUGGAACGUGUAAAUUUAGAGUCCGACAGCCUGCUCUUCAUGAAGGCUCUCACACAGACCACAGAUUCAUCAAACGAAGCCCAGCACAACGGCUUCUGCCCUCCAGCUGUGGAGGAGGAAAGCUGUGAUGCUCCCCCAGAAACCCCGGCUGAUGGCACCAAGCCGCCUAGAGAAGCUUUGGCUCUGGGUAUGAGCUGUCCUGUAGGGCUACACAAAGGAGCGCUGCUAAAUGAAGUGCUGCAGACACCAUACAGUGACAAUCUUCUGCUUCCUCAUCUAAAAGACCUCAGUGUCCCACAGGUUAUUCUCCUACUACAGUAUCUUAAGUUCCUGUAUUUAAAGUACUCUCAUGGCGCCCAGUCCCAGAUCCGUGUCCUAAGAACGCCAGAUGUCACUCAGAUUAUGGACUGGGUUUGCUUGUUACUGGAUGCUCACUUCACAGUGCUGGUUUUGGCUCCUGAAGCAAAGGGUUUGCUUUCUAGUCUUCACAAGUUUGUCAGAUCUCAGGUGAAGUUGUACUCAGAGCUGGGGAAGAUUGAGGGAAGUCUGGAAGUACUCAAAACCUCCAAGCAGUCCAAAGAGAUAGGCCAAUAUUCAAUAGAGGUGGUCGAACUCUUUUAAAUGAUGUGUAUAUAUUAUUUUUAAUAAAACUCUGCUUAUGACCUUUA
This is a messenger RNA of Trichomycterus rosablanca, 2237 nucleotides long. RefSeq names its product nucleolar protein 11 (gene nol11). Lineage: Eukaryota; Metazoa; Chordata; Actinopteri; Siluriformes; Trichomycteridae. The record is from RefSeq and is a predicted model, not a curated record. Gene Ontology annotation, biological process: maturation of SSU-rRNA. Gene Ontology annotation, molecular function: protein binding; RNA binding. The coding region runs from base 1 to 2190 and encodes 729 amino acids. The transcript is spliced from 18 exons. Gene Ontology annotation, cellular component: nucleus; nucleolus.